Molecule: messenger RNA, 2148 nt
Organism: Peronospora matthiolae
Lineage: Eukaryota; Oomycota; Peronosporomycetes; Peronosporales; Peronosporaceae
Source: the annotation of a GenBank genome assembly
AUGUGGCGCUGGACUCGGACCCUCGGCGUCUCUGCUUUGCUGACUGUCGGAUCGAUCGCCCACAGCUCUUCAGUCCCCAAGACGUCAAGCGGAACUCUCAACACCCUGACUACGAGCUGCAGUGGCGGCUGUAGCAGCAGCACUGGAGCUUGUGUCGUCGUGGGCCAAUCCUCGACUCGGUUCAUCAACUGCGUCAAUGACACCAACUGCGUCACGCUGUCGUCCGGACAGUCAGCGCUCUGUCUUGACGCCUUUGGUUCGACCGCUACCGAGUGGGUCUUCCAACCUACCGAGAGCAACGACAGUGCAGGCGCCGGACCUUUUGAACGGGUCGGGCUCUUGCAACUAGCUGGCCACGUUACUGACCUGACCUUCAGCAGAGCAGAAGAGCGGAGUGAAAGGCUGUCCGAGGCGUUGGAACUCGCGUCGAUGAAUAUUCAGUCGGAGGUGACGCUGGACAAAGUGACGUUUGGGAACUUGAGUCUGUCCGGACUGGAGAGUGCAUUGCCGCUGAAUGGCAUCAAACGAAUCUGCAUCAACAAUUGCUCGUUGCGUGAGAUCCCCGCGUCUGCACUUGCUGGCGAUUCCGUCAGUGUCAUUGACUUGUCUCGUAAUGACAUCUCCAUCGUCGGUACUGACUUUCAAGAUGUGUCGUUUCCAAACCUAACUUUGCUUGACCUGUCAUCAAACGCUCUGACGCAGUUUGAGCUUACGGGGGAUAACUUUCCUGCGAUCACGACGCUAUAUCUCCAUAAGAACUCACUGAAGACGAUUCCUGACGCCGUUUUUAAGCUUCCCACUCUGCAGUUUCUGACGCUGACUGGAAAUCCCGUCAAUGCGCCGAAUCUGACAGUGCAACAACUCACCUUCCUCGCAAAUUUACGCACGUUUACAAUUGACGGCAUCACGAACACAAGCGCAUGCCCGAGUUUCGCAGUCCAGCGUGCACUAAACAGUUCCUUCGCGUUUUGCAAAAAACGGAGUGAAAACGUCGAGCCUUCGACGACUACAGCAUCUGAACAACCCGUGGCAGCAGUACUUGCAUUCACCGAUGACGACUCUUCAUCUAGCACGAAGUGGAUCAUUCUGGGUGCGUGCUUGGGUGCUGUGGUGUUGCUGCUGCUUAUCGCUCUCGCUUGGUGGGGCUACCGUCGACGAAGAGAUGAGCAUCUCAAGCACAGGAAUCGUACUAUUCCGUCACCUGCCCUCGGUAUGGGUAACCUGAUGGACCACCCGUACAUGGAGCUAGGUGUACCUCGUUCGAGAAAUCUCUCCAGCCAGACAACAUCAGAUUUUGAAUUGCUCGCAUCCGUGGCUGAUGGCUACAUCGGCCUGACGAGACUGUCCUAUGAUGAUGUUUUCUUGCACAAGAUGCUGCGUGUAAGCAGCCGCUCCGAGUUGUGGCUAGGCGAGUACGAGCAAGAGGCUGUGCUUGUCAAGAAGAUCAAGAGCAACACUGCUUCAAAAUCGUUGUUACGGGACUUUGUGACCGAGAUUGAGCUCAUGUUUGAGCUUAAGCACCCACGCAUUGCUGCUUUCCGAGGUGCCAUGUGGGACGCCGACGGCACGGAGCUUUGCGCUGUGGUCGAGUACGUUGAGAAGGGUGCUCUGCGAGAUUGUACCGUGAACAAUGCUGUGGAGUUGUCUGUACCGAAGCAGCAUGCCAUUGCUCGACAGAUUGCAGAGGCCAUGGUAUUCUUGCAUUCACGGAAUAUCGUGCACGGUCGAUUGAACGCGUUUAACAUCCUGCUGGACAAGGAAUACUCUGCCAAGCUGAGUAUAUUCAGUAUUUUCCACUACGUCAAGUUGUCACCACUGGACAACGAAUGCCGAAUCUUCGUAGCUCCCGAGGUUUUGCAUGGGGAGCAGCCAACUGAAAGAUCAGAUGUUUACGCGUUUGGCGUCGUUCUCGUGGAAAUUGACACUGGUGAGACGCCUAUGAUGAAUGCUCGGAGGCUGUCAGUCGAGAGAGGGGGAGCCGAAGAAUAUCUCUCGCCGACUGCGAAGAGGACUGGAUUCCGCCUGAGUCGUCUCUGCUCUGGGAUGAUGAAGGAAACGAUCGCUGCGUGCUUGGAAAAAGAUCCGGAACGACGACCAUCGAUGACCGACGUGGCGUUGGCUUUCAGAAAUGGCGCAAGGAAGCUGUAA